UCUAUCUAUGUUCAGAAUGGUCCCUGGCUCCGAGUCGCAGACAGCGACUCUGCAGCAUGUUUUUUAUGGAAUAAGAACCGUUACGUAGUCAGUAACUUCUUGCAGCUUCGAGACGAAAACAGUUAAGUUGCUCGGACAAGGCACCCGACUUGUUGAACUGCAAUAUGGCGCAAAGAUACCCUCAUUUACACCGCGGGUCGGUCGAUCCUUGUAUAAAAGCCUGAAGACCAAGGUCUCUAUUCUUCAUCAGCAUAACAUGUCUGCCCCAGAAAUCACCUCUGUUGCCACCCGCUCCAACCAGGGCACCGUCGCUCCCAAGGAAGCUUUGAAGCUCCGUCUUGAUCUCAACCUCGAGGUCGAGAUCGCCAUCCAGGCCAAGGUCAACGGCGACAUUACCCUCUCCCUCCUGACCGGAGAGAGCGUAAUAGACUUUGGUUGUGUUCGGGACAUCACCAUGUCGAUUACCUUCUUCCCUUUUUUCACUUCUCCCUUUCACCGACAUAGCAUUAGUUAG
Molecule: messenger RNA, 514 nt
Organism: Guyanagaster necrorhizus
Lineage: Eukaryota; Fungi; Basidiomycota; Agaricomycetes; Agaricales; Physalacriaceae
Exons: 3
Coding region: 257-514 (85 amino acids)
Source: RefSeq, a predicted model, not a curated record